This is a messenger RNA of Diceros bicornis minor, 8525 nucleotides long. RefSeq names its product zinc finger protein 518B (gene ZNF518B). The transcript has 2 exons. NCBI's taxonomy places the organism in Eukaryota, Metazoa, Chordata, Mammalia, Perissodactyla, Rhinocerotidae. The record is from RefSeq and is a predicted model, not a curated record. Gene Ontology annotation, cellular component: nucleus. Bases 2094 to 5342 code for a protein of 1082 amino acids. Gene Ontology annotation, molecular function: DNA-binding transcription factor activity, RNA polymerase II-specific; RNA polymerase II transcription regulatory region sequence-specific DNA binding. Gene Ontology annotation, biological process: regulation of transcription by RNA polymerase II.
UGUCACUCUGUGUGGGACCUCCCUAUCUCAGCCUGCCCUUUUAUCUUGUUGCCUUGGGGUUGUUGGGCAGUUUAAGCUGGGGAAACAACGCAGGUUGCAAAAGAAUGAAAAUUUCUUAACCAGAAAAGCAAAGCCGAAGGAGAGAAUGCAAGAAAACGCUUAAGUCCCUCUGUGUACGUUGGGUAUUUAAUAUAUCCCACUAAAAUACCCCUGACUUUAAAAACUGGAGUAAUGAACAGUUUGUCAACCUAACAUUAAAGAAUAAAAAGUGAAAUACUGAGCUCUUUGUCCUUUUUAAAAAUAGAAGUCUACACAGCUGAACUAUAAUGUUGUGUUAGAACCUUUAAACAUUAUCCUAUAAGUUUAGAACUGGUCAUCAAGAAUAAGACAAACCAUGGUCUCCAGAAGCUUGCUGUACUUUCCUAGAGAAGAGCAGAGAGAAAAGGAAUGUAUCUCUUGAUCUCUCUCUGAGUCACGUAUGCCAAGUUCAGCCCAGCCUGUGAUGUCUGUACACAACAGGAGAUACUGGCCAAGGAUUCUGGAAGCCCAGCAAAUGGUUAUUUAGAAACCAAUAUCAUACAGUCUCUAAGUGGACUCUUCUGCUUUUAAAAUUGUAUGAUAUCAGUGUUAUCUUGAACCUGUGAUGCAUUUUUUUAAAUUAUUUUCUAUCUUGGAUCUAAUAUAGCCUUGAAAAAUAACACUUUUCUAUGUAUCCAGUUUUGUUAUGCUGAUAACAUUCAUUGCAAGUGCAUUUUGAAAACAGACAAAAGAGGGCAUUAUUUUAUUUAUUGGGCCUCUUCGCUGACGUGUUAUACCAAACUAAUGUAGAUUUUUAAAUAUCCAAUAAUAGCAGUUUAAAAAAAAAAAAACACGUGUCUGUCUCCUAGUCUGUUUGCUUUUAAGUAAGGGGAUCUCGGCCAGUAUUUGUGCAAGAGGAAGAACACAGAACAUUUUUUUAUUGUCACCAUGAAGGCUGGCAUUUCUUUCAUUCAUUGACUCAUUCAUUCAACCAAUAUGUACUGAGUGCCUUCUGUGGCCAAACCCUAUGCUGUUGACUGUGAUAAACAAGGUCCCCACCAGUGAGAUUUUCCUAGUCUUGAUUGGACUCAAGCUGCCUGGCAUAGACUGCGUUUUCUUUGUUCACAUAUACAAACAGCAAACUGCAAUUUCCAGGAUCCAUCCUUGGAGUGAAAGUGGCUGGAGACCAUCUAAUCCAGACAUUCUCCUCAUGGGCUGGGAGUGGGGAGGCAUCAGAAUCACUUGGGAAGGAUUUUAAACCAUGUGCCUGAGCCCACCGAAGGAGAAAGGCAAUCUAAUUCAUUAGGUCACCUGAGUCCUGGGAAACUUUUUUCUCCUUUUUAUUUUAAGCUCCCUAUCUGACUUUGCCACACACCCCUCCCUGCUUGAGAGACACUUUUGGGGCUCAUUCCUCUUAUUUUCUAGAAGAAAAGUACCUGGAGAAACCAAGGAGGGUUACACCAGCCCAGGACUUAAACCCAAGUCUGGCUUCUGUUACAGGGCGCUGUGUGUGGUGCCCUGCUGCUUCCCAGGGUUCUGAAUGUAGAAGCCUACGCCAGGGCCUGACAUUGAGACUGACGGGACUUGGUGCCCAAGAAGAGAAGGCCUGAAAGAAGGAAGAGCCCAUGGGACCUGCUGUGUUUUCCACUCCCGUCUGCAGCUCCACGGCUCCAGGCAGGAAGUAAGAAGAGUGCCCCAGUGGCAGCAGAUGCUGGCUGUGACUUCAGUUCACAGCCUCACAGUGGGGUAGCAGAAAACAAAGAAUCUAGGUUAGACACCAGCUGACCAACUCGAUGCCCUUACAAAAGCUGCAUAGCUUCUCCAGAACCGUCACCUCCCAAGAAGCAGAUAAGUGAAGGUGUCCUUUGAGGAGUAUCGAGUGUUGCCUGGAAUAUCAGAGAAUUGGAAACAAUUAUAUUUUGGGAUUAUGCACCUUUUGUGGUGGCAUAUAAGAUAAUUAAGUAUGCUCCCAGGAAGUAGCUGCCUCUCUGCCAAUCACAAAGUAUAUUGAAGGAUGUGUCCAAAGGAUCUUAUCAUGUGAAAUCCUUCUGGAUCUCAAUGGACUCUUUUUAGAAAUGCAAAUAAAGAAAAUGAAGGAUAUUGGACAGCAGUUAUAUACUCCGCAAGUGAAUGACGGACAUAAUUCUUUGACCAUGUCACCCAAACAACCUAAUGCUAGUAGAGCAACUCGACCAGAUAGACAAGAAGCUCAGACUCUUUUGUAUCAAGGCUCAGAGGCAGAGGCUGCCAUGAUGACCGUUGCUACAUGUGUAAAGUGCAAAAGUGUGCACAAAAUCCCUCUUCAAGAUUUGAAAAAGGGUACUGGGCAAAGCCAAAAGGAAGACAGAUAUGUUUGCUUCAAAUGCAGCCUUGGUGUGGCUCCUCCCCACUUUCAUUGUGUGAACAGUAAUCCCAGUGCUACUCAUGUAGGAAAUAAAACUGAAACCAUCGCAAGUUCUGUGAAUAACAAAUUUAAGGUAAGGAACUUUAAGCCAGGCAAAUACUAUUGUGAUAAAUGUCGAUUUUCCACAAAAGACCCUCUGCAGUACAAAAAGCACACACUUCAACAUGAAGAGAUUAAAUUCAUUUGUUCUCACUGCAGCUACAUUUCCUACACAAAAGGGGAGUUUCAGAGGCACUUGGUGAAACAUACAGGCAUAUUCCCUUAUCAAUGUGAGUAUUGUGACUAUGGUGCUAUUAGAAAUGAUUAUAUUGUCAAACACAGGAAGAGAGUACAUGAGAGGGCUAGCGGAAAACGGCCGCCCAGAACUGGGGCCAAGCUGGAGCCGAAAAGAACCAGCACAUCAAAGCAAAACCCGGAGCUCGGAAAAACUUCCCAUCCGAGGACGACCUUUCAAAAUAAGUUGUCUGAUCAACUCUCAAGGUUCUCCCUCCACACAAACAGAGACAAAAUGCACAACAUCAUGUUGUUACCGGAAUCAAAGGAAUACCAAAAAGAUGUAGUGUGUAUUCCCAAUAGAGUGCCCCUUCCGGAGCCAAGUGAAGUCAGUCUGUUUGAGAACAAAAGUGUGGAGGUGGAAGUGUUGUCCCCCUCGCAGGAGCCUGUUCAGCCCGGAAUGCCGCUGACAGUCGUGGCCCCAGCAGAGCUGGUCGUCCCUGCAAACUGUUUAGCCCAGUUGAUAGAUGUGAAGAUUGUCAACGGAACACAGCAGCUUGUUCUGAAGCUGUUUCCUCUGGAAGAAAAUAAUUGCCUUAAAGCUGGUAGGGGUGAUGGAGGUAAUUCCAAGCAUAUGACUAAAGAGAAGGGUCCAAAUGAACAGGAAAAAAUGGUUUCUGUGGAACAAACAAAGUCACUGAUGAUUGAAGGGAAUGUUGGAAAACUUGCAGGCAUUGAUAAUCUUCAAUCCUCAGUUCCGAAACAACUUAAGAAUGUGAAAUGGGUAAGGUCUUAUGAUUUUUUCAUGUCAAAUUCGGGUGUGCACAACUGUGGAGAAUCCCUUCUCAACUCCGAUACGGCUGAGGAUUGGCAGAAAAAAAGGAAUCUCUGUGCACACAGAACUGCUCUUCCUUCUGUGGCCUUAAAAGGCACUUCUCCAUCCCCUGUAGCAAAAAACAGUGUUUUAUGUGGUCUUGGAACUGCAUCAAACCCUUUUCCGUAUAAGGCUGCUGUUUCUUUUACUGAAGAUGGAAGAAAUUUACACAGUAACUCACAGCGUUUAUUUCCUCUUGCUGCAUCGCCUGCAGCCAUUUCCUUCUCUGGAGAAAAGGGUUUAUUGCCCAUCAGUAAAACUGACUUGGGAACUAGAAAUGAGAUCAGUAUUCCUAUAAAAAUGGUUCCCUCUACUAGGAAGCUGAAAGACAACCAGACAGAGGAACACAAAGCAGUUUCAAAUAUAGGCCAGAUUUCCUCUCAACAUGCAAGUGAGUAUCUACACAUAAACAUAACGGGAGAAGACAGAAUCAGGUCUCAGCAGCCUGGGGAUAAACCUUUGGAAUUAAAGAAUUCUGAAAGGACUAAUAACCCUUUCGAUGGCCCAGUCAUCUCUUCAGUGUUUUCUCUGAGCUCUGGAUCUGAAAAUGUCCCUGAGGGCGUUAAGUGGAAUAGUUCAACGUCAAAAAUAAAGUCAAUUGAACUCUUGCGCAGAAAGAUAGCUCAGUUAAUUGAAUCCUGUGGCAAGCCUUCAUCUUUGGCUGCAAAUAGUACACAUCGUCGUUCUGCAGGGCAGCCAUCAAAGGUAGCUUCGAAAGCUACCCCUGAAGAUAUUCAGCAAAUUAAUGUGUCAUUUCCUGGCACUGACUGUUCCACGGGCACUCUCCAAAAACCUCAGGAUGACAGUGGUGUUAAUAGACAGAUUACUCGUCAGCAAAUAUAUCCACCGUUUGUAGAAGGCAGCAGUGGGAAAACUGAAAGCAGAGUAGCCAGGAAGGCUCAUGUCGCUACUCCAGUGUUGAUCCCCAAAGGGGCUGUGUUGAGGGUUCUUAAUUCCUCUGAGGAUGCCCACAUUAUAGAGGCUACAUGUGAAGCGCCUGUGAGCAUUCCUUGCCAUGAGACACAGUUGUUAAAACCUCUUCCUUUCUGCCCAGUGAAACAGACAGACUCAGACUUACAGUCUUUGACAAGUGAAAGUGGGCCAAUUGACAUGUCCCAAAGUCUUGACACAUCUCUUCGGCCUAAACCAAGAAAAGAGAGUGCUACUUGUAGCACCGCCCCUAAAAAACUUGGCCCCCUGCACGGACAGCAGGGAAGCAGUGAAUUGAGUAAGCAAGGGAAACUGCUUUCCAGAAGUGUUCCUAUAAGUAGAAAUAAAACCAAACAAGUAAACUCAUCCAAGAAGAAAAGCAAAGUUCAGGCCGACCCCAGCCGAUGUCUCAAGGAUCCUUCCAUUUUUCAGGUUGCAAGACAACUUCGACUGAUAGCAGCUAAACCAGACCAGUUGAUUAAAUGCCCCCGCCGGAACCAGCCUGUCAUUGUGUUAAACCACCCUGACGUUGACUCACCGGAAGUGACCAAUGUGAUGAAGGUAAUAAACAAGUACAAGGGCAACGUCCUCAAAGUCGUCUUGUCCGAGAGGACUCGGUGUCAGUUAGGCAUCCGACGGCAUCACGUUCGGCUGACCUACCAGAACGCGGAGGAAGCCAGUCAGAUAAAAAGGCAGAUGAUGUUGAAAAUGAAACUUAAAAAAGUUCACAGAAACAACUACCAGGUGGUGGAUUCCUUGCCUGAUGAUUCAGCACAAUGUAUAUUUAAGUGCUGGUUUUGUGGGCGGCUGUAUGAAGACCAGGAAGAGUGGAUGAGUCAUGGCCAACGACAUUUGAUAGAAGCAACUAGAGAUUGGGAUGUUCUUUCUUCCAAGGGCAAAUAAGUGAAAAAUUGGUCUUCGAAGCAAAUUGUUUUUCUUACUUUUAGUUUAUCCUGGUUUGGAUUUUUUCUUCCUCCGUGACUCAAUAGGAGAAGUACAGAUUGUAGGAAUGGGAGGAUCAUUAAUUCUUAAGAUCCCUUGUAGGAAUGUUGAGAGCCAGGAGUCUUAACCUGAGAUAUUAAUCGUGACUGGACCUGGAAGGUAUUUGAAGCCCCUGAAAUAAUACGCACAAAUUUAUGUACAUGCAUUUUUCUUAAGAAGUGAAACUUGCAACAGAUUUUCAGUAGGAUCUGAGACUUUGCUUCGUUUAGCAACCUUUCUCUGAGUAGAUACAAAUCUUUUGUAUUCCAUGCAGAGGGGCAAGUUGGGAGUGUUUCACACAUGCUCUUCGUAUUAACAAAAUGCUACUGAAGAAGUAAACCCAUGUCUUGGUGUGCACAUCCAUUUUUUUUUUGCAUUACCUUGUCUGAAUAUUUAGUACAUAAUGAAAAUUAUAUUUUCUACUUUAUUUGUUAAAUUUGGUUAUAGAAAAGUGGCCAUUCUUUUAAAUCCCUCACCCACUCUGUAAUACUCGCACGUGUUCUAUGGAGCGGAGGCUUACAUUGGCAAUCUUAAAGAAUGAUUCCAAGGGUUGAAUUGACUACUUCAACAGCGGGUGUUAGGGGAAGAAAGAAAACAUUUUUGAGUUUUUCCUUUCUUUUUAAAUAUCUUAAUUUAUGACAAUUGGGGAGGGAAUGUGCCUUUUUGCAAAAAAGAAGAAAUGGUCACAGAUGGAAAGUAUCUAAAAUUAAGUCUCCUGUUUGCUCUUACCGCUCGCACAAACAUAAAGUAACCAAUUUCAAAUGUGAACAAACAGGCUUCUUACAACGCAGAUAAAACUUGGGAAAGCAACUCAAGGUAGGAUUAUAAAGAAAGGGUGACUUGAACGUCAUGUUAGUUUUCGUUGGGAGCCGUCCACAGCCCAUGGGUGAGGCUGCACGCUCUCUCCACCCCUUAGGGCCCAGACACUGCUCCCAGGCCAUGUUCUCCUCUCCCUUGGCCGUUCUUCUGAACAGGCCCUCCUGUUCUGCGCCUCUCCUCACUUCCUGUCCUUUUCUUUUGUGCCGUUGAGGCCCCUUAGGUUUUCCCUCAUGAACAUACUGAAAACGGACAGAAUCGACAAAAUAGAGCCAUCCCACCAUCUUUGUUAAGGUUAUAGGAACACUGUCCCGGGUUUCCAUCAACAGGAACACUCUGCCUCUAAUUUAUCUUAGCUGCUGUCAUGCUUUCCCUGUUACUCACCUUUCCUAGGAAGCACUCCAGGAACGCUCCUGCUCCCCCUCCACCAGCAGUCAGGGCUGGUGCUGGUCUACAGCGCCGUUGUGUGCGUUAGAAAAAACCCGCCCUCUGCACCAUGGUGGCUUCGUGGGCAGAGAGGUGGCCUGGCAAAUGCAGCUCAGACUGGUUUUAGUCCUCGCUUGCCCACUCUGCUGGGCACCGCCCUUUGUGCAGAACACAAAUGGCGCAGCCACAAGGCAGCCCGGACUCUGUGUUCUUCCCUUUAAGGGCUGCGCCUUCCUUAGGGAGUUUAUUAGUGCAGUGAAUGAAACUGGGGGCUGUCACAUCGUCGCAAACAGACAGUGUGAUUUCUAUUGUGUUGGGUAGUCAGUUGGAGACUUCCUGAUUUUUCUCCCACAUGGGAAAGUCUUAGAUUAUCCUCAGUUAAGUGGGACUGUAAUUCUUGAUAGUUGGUUCUCAUUACAGAUAACAUUUGUUAUGUAUAAUUCAAUACAUGACCAUUAAGUUGAUUAAUUGGUUAAUUUUUAUUGAAAUUUAAAACUUGGAUUUUUUUAUGUGUGUGUACACAUAUAAAUAUUUUUUACCAUAUGAAAACUGUAGUAGCUAAUUUUCUGAUUUCCUAUUUUAUAAUAAAAUUAUGUGGGCUGGAAAAAUAUAAAACUUUUUAUAUUCUAGAAAGAAAUUAUUUUGGAAGUACAUUUUUAUAAUGGUCUGAUCUCAUUUUUUAGAAAAUGAAAGCACCGUAAGUAAUGGGUCUGAUUUAUAUGAACAAACGGAAUGGAAACCCCUGUGGAUCAUUUCAUUACAGUAUUUAGUCCCCGUGCAUUUCUGGCUGGUGCUUUUUGGGAGAUGGAUCUUGGGUACCACUUCGCUACAUAAAGGAGAGCGUUCUAAAGUUGUGUCCCUGUAUAGAUUUGUACCCCUCCAGCAUGAAAGAAGCUCCUGAGAUGUUGAAAAGAGGAGAAGAAAAGGCUGUGAUUUUUUCUUUCUCCUCCUAUACCUCACUGCUUAGUAGCAUCUUUCCUGAAAGGCUAGACUGUGACCUUUCAGGAAAGAUGACUAGGAAUCAGGUCAGAACGUUAAGUAUCAAAAUAAAAUAUUUACACUUUGCAGCAUCAGCUAUUUUUCAAGUAAUACCUAAAAUUCAGCUUACGUACUUGGACAGAGCUAAAUUUUGUGAGUAGACUGUAGCUCAGCUUUCGGAGAUUUUCAGAACUACAGUACUUUUUAAGGAAUAGGGCUCCUGAAAAUUGUAAAAAAUGAAAAAGCAAAAAGUAGCCGUCCUUAUAUAAAGAACUUUACAAAAUGGCUUGUUGACAUGUAGAUAAUGAGCACGUCGUUUCUAAGAAGCUUGGAGAAGGUGGGCAGAGUCGUGUUGAGUAUUUGUGAGCUCCUUCUUGCUUGAUUGGGAAGGACCUCGACUCACUGAGUUUUAUUAAUAGUACUUACUUCUAAAAUCUUUUAAACUUAUUUUUUAAAGUAGAUUUUCUUACUUUUGGGGAUCAUAAAUGAGGAGAUCUUGAUAUGACAGAGUGAAAAAUUUUUAAAAAUGACUCAAAGUAUACACUAAUAGAUUAUAUUUUACUCAAACUUUUAUCCCCAGCCCAAAACAUUUUGUGAGCCCCUGUAGUGGGCCCAGUGCCACUCAGCAGCUCCACCCUCGUUGUUUAGGACAUCCCGUGUAAGCCCUCCCAGAAAAUGAAGACGCGAUGCUGCUCGACCUUUGGAAUAAGUUUUGAAUCUGUAAAGCAGUACGAGCAGAAAACAAAACAUUGUGUGACGUGUUUUAAGCAUUAUUAUAAGUCCUGCGUUAACAGUUUGUGUGUCUGCUGCUCUGGUUUUGAAACACAUUUGUAUAUAGAUAUAGAAGUUGACGUAAACUUUGUUAAAUAAAGCAACUGUAAAGUG